CGGGUACUGGAAGAGGCGAGGGGGAGAGUGCACCAUAGCAGAGAGACGGCAGGAGAAAAGGGAGACUACGAGACGCGCCGCGCCGGCGCCCCGAGACCCAGGAGGAGCCCGCAGCAGUUAGGUUGUGAUGGGGAUUCUCCCCUCCCUUUUGCUCCACAAUGCCUUGGUGAGCGGUCUCGGCGACCGAGCUACCCGUGGAAGAAUUGGGGCUGAGAUGUCGCGGCGGGUGGCCGCAGAUGGGGAUGCUGGAGAAGGAAGGAGUUCAUCACAAGUUCGCAAUCUGUGUCCGGAAGCUGGUGUGGCCUGGGAGGGCGUUUCGAGCACCGGUCCUACUGGCCAGCCGUGUGCUGCUUUCUCAGAAAUACCACCCAGAGACAUCUCCUCUGCACCCUGACCCAGCCAUCUUCAGAAAGUUGGAGGUCACAUUCCCUCCUAUGGCUGCCCACCUACGCCGGCAGAAAACUGGCUCAUGCCCUCACUCUUGGAGCUGCCCAGAUAACCGGCCCGAGUCAUGCAGUCUUUUCGAGAAAGGUGUGGUUUCCAUGGCAAACAGCAAAACUACCCGCAAACCUCACAGGAGACAUCGCGCCUGGAGAACUACAGGCAGCCAGGUCAGGCUGGGCUCAGCUGUGAUCGGCAGCGGCUGCUGGCCAAGGACUAUUACAGCCCACAGCCCUAUACAGGCUAUGAGGGUGGCGCCGGCACACCUGGCACAGUGGCCACGACAGCUGCAGACAAGUACCACCGAGGCAGCAAGUCCCUGCAGGGGAGGCCGGCUUUCCCCGGCUAUGUUCAAGACAGCAGCCCCUACCCAGGGCGCUACUCUGGCGAGGAGGGUCUUCAGACCUGGGGGGGCCCACAGCCCCCACCUCCCCAACCGCAGCCCCUGCCAGGGGCAGUGAGCAAGUAUGAGGAGAACUUGAUGAAGAAGACGGUGGUGCCCCCAAACAGGCAGUACCCUGAGCAGGGCCCCCAACUUCCCUUCCGGACUCACAGCCUGCAUGCCCCCCCACCACAGCCUCAGCAGCCCCUGGCUUACCCCAAACUCCAGAGGCAGAAACCCCAGAAUGACCUUGCCUCCCCUCUGCCCUUCCCCCAGGGCGGCCACUUUCCCCAGCAUUCUCAGUCCUUCCCCGCCUCCUCCACCUACGCCCCAGCGGUGCAGGGCGGUGGGCAGGGGGCCCACUCAUACAAGAGCUGCACAGCACCAUCCGCCCAGCCCCACGACCGGCCGAUGAGUGCCAAUGCCAGCCUGGCCCCAGGACAGCGGGUCCAGAGUCUUCACGCCUACCAGUCGGGCCGCCUCAGCUAUGAGCAGCCGCAGCCGCCGCAGGCACUUCAAGGCCGGCACCACACCCAGGAAACUCUCCACUACCAGAACCUCGCCAAGUACCAACACUAUGGACAGCAAGGCCAGGGCUACUGUCCGCCGGACACAGCUGUCAGGACUCCAGAGCAGUAUUACCAGACCUUCAGCCCUAGCUCCAGCCACUCCCCUGCACGUUCUGUGGGGCGCUCUCCUUCCUAUAGCUCCACCCCGUCGCCACUGAUGCCCAACCUGGAGAACUUCCCCUACAGCCAGCAGCCGCUUAGUACUGGGGCCUUCCCCACAGGCAUCACAGACCACAGCCACUUUAUGCCCCUGCUCAAUCCCUCGCCGACGGAUGCCGCCAGUUCUGUGGACCCCCAGGUCAGCAACUGCAAGCCCCUGCAAAAGGAGAAGCUCCCCGACACCUUGCUGUCGGACCUCAGCCUGCAGAGCCUCACGGCACUCACCUCACAGGUGGAAAACAUCUCCAACACGGUGCAGCAGCUCCUGCUCUCCAAAGCUGCCAUGCCCCAGAAGAAAGGGGUCAAGAGCCUCGUGUCGAGGACUCCGGAGCAGCACAGGAACCAGCACUGUAGCCCCGAGGGCAGCGGUUACUCCGCUGAGCCGGCAGGCACGCCGCUGUCCGAGCCGCCCAGCAGCACCCCCCAGUCCACGCAUGCCGAGCCACAGGACACUGACUACCUGAGUGGCUCCGAGGACCCCCUCGAGCGCAGCUUCCUCUACUGCAGCCAGGCCCGCGGCAGUCCCGCCAGGGUCAACAGCAACUCCAAGGCCAAGCCUGAGUCUGUGUCCACCUGUUCUGUGACCUCACCCGACGACAUGUCCACCAAGUCUGACGACUCUUUCCAGAGCCUGCACAGUACUCUGCCUCUGGACAGCUUCUCUAAAUUCGUGGCAGGCGAGCGAGACUGCCCACGGCUGCUGCUCAGUGCCCUGGCACAGGAAGAUCUGGCCUCUGAGAUCCUGGGGCUUCAGGAAGCCAUCGUUGAGAAGGCUGACAAGGCCUGGGCUGAGGCUUCCAGCCUGCCCAAGGACAAUGGCAAGCCACCCUUCUCACUGGGGAACCACAGCACUUGCCUAGACACUGUGGCCAAGACGUCAUGGUCACAGCCAGGGGAACCAGAGACCCUACCUGAGCCCUUGCAGCUGGACAAGGGUGGAAGCACCAAGGCCUUCAGCCCGGGGCUGUUCGAAGACCCUUCUGUGGCCUUCGCCACCGCUGACCCGAAGAAGACCACCAGUCCCCUGUCCUUUGGCACCAAGCCUCUGCUUGGGGCUGCCACUCCAGACCCCACCACGGCCGCAUUUGACUGCUUUCCAGACACGACCACUGCCAGCUCUGUGGACGGUGCCAACCCCUUUGCCUGGCCAGAGGAGAAUCUGGGCGACGCUUGUCCUCGCUGGGGCCUCCACCCUGGUGAGCUCACCAAGGGCUUGGAGCAGGGCGCGAAGACCUCAGACAGUGUCGGCAAAGCGGAUGUACACGAGAGCCCUGCCUGCUUGGGCUUCCAGGAAGAGCAUGCCAUGGGGAAGCCCACAGCAGUGCUGUCUGGGGACUUCAAGCAGCAGGAGGCAGACGGGGUGAAGGAGGAAGUGGGUGGGUUGCUGCAGUGCCCUGAGGUGGGCAAAGCUGACCAGUGGCUGGAGGACAGCCGCCAUUGCUGCUCCUCCACUGACUUCGGGGACCUGCCGCUGUUGCCACCGCCUGGCCGGAAGGAGGACCUGGAGGCCGAAGAGGAGUACUCCUCCCUGUGUGAGCUGCUGGGGAGCCCUGAGCAGAGGCCCAGCCUGCAGGACCCACUGUCCCCCAAGGCCCCGCUGAUGUGCACCAAGGAGGAAGCAGAGGAGGUGCUGGACACCAAGGCCGGCUGGGCCCCCCAGUGUCACCUCUCUGGGGAGCCUGCCAUCCUACUGGGCCCCUCCGUGGGUGCCGAAUCAAAGGUCCAGAGCUGGUUUGAGUCUUCACUGUCACAUAUGAAGCCAGGAGAAGAUGGGCCAGAGAUGGAGAGAGCCCCAGGUAGUUCCGCCACUUCAGAAGGCUCCCUGGCCCCGAAGCCUAACAAGCCUGCUGUGCCUGAGGUGCCCAUUGCUAAGAAAGAGCCCGUGCCCAGGGGUAAAAGUUUACGGAGCCGGCGGGUCCACCGGGGGCUGCCUGAGGCCGAAGACUCUCCGUGCAGGGUACCAGCACUUCCCAAAGACCUCUUGCUCCCCGAGUCCUGCACGGGACCCCCCCAGGGACAGGCAGAAGGGGCGGGAGCCCCAGGCCGGGGGCUGUCAGAAGGGCUCCCCAGAAUGUGUACUCGCUCUCUUACAGCUCUGAGUGAGCCCCAAACUCCUGGACCCCCGGGCCUGACCACCACGCCCACACCUCCUGACAAACUGGGCGGCAAACAGCGAGCCGCCUUCAAGUCCGGCAAGCGGGUAGGAAAACCAUCCCCCAAGGCCGCAUCCAGCCCCAGCAACCCUGCGGCCCUGCCUGUUGCCUCGGACAGCAGCCCCAUGGGCUCCAAGACCAAGGAGCCGGACUCUCCCAGCAUCCCUGGAAAGGACCAGCGUUCCAUGGUCCUCCGGUCUCGCACCAAACCCCAGCAGGUCUUCCAUGGCAAACGGCGGCGGCCCUCGGAGAGCCGGAUCCCGGACUGCCGUGCCCCCAAGAAGCUCCCUGCCAACAACCACUUAGCCACCGCAUUCAAGGUCUCCAGUGGGCCCCCGAAGGAAGGCCGGGUGAGCCAGCGGGUCAAAGUCCCCAAGCCCGGUACAGGGAGCAAGCUCUCAGAUCGGCCUCUCCACACGCUCAAAAGGAAGUCGGCGUUCAUGGCUCCCGUCCCCACCAAAAAGCGAAGCCUCAUCCUGCGCAGCAACAACGGAAGUGGACCGGAUGGGAGGGAGGAGAGGGCCGAGAGCUCCCCUGGCCUCCUGAGGAGGAUGGCCUCACCCCAAAGGGCCAGGCCCAGAGGCAGCGGGGAGCCGCCCCCACCCCCACCCCUGGACCCACCUGCUGCAUGCAUGGGGUUGGCUACACCAUCAUCCCUGCCCAGCGCUGUGAGGACCAAGGUGCUGCCACCCCGGAAGGGGCGUGGCCUCAAACUGGAGGCCAUCGUACAGAAGAUCACCUCACCUGGGCUCAAGAAACUCGCCUGCAGAGUGGCAGGGGCUCCUCCUGGGACACCCCGGAGCCCAGCCCUACCUGAGAAACGUUCGGGGGGCAGUCCAGCUGGGCCAGAGGAGGGCCUAGGAGGAAUGGGCCCUGGGCAGAUGCUCCCGGCAGCUCCAGGAGCCGACCCGUUGUGCAGAAAUGCAGCCAGCAGGUCCCUAAAAGGCAAACUCUUGAGUAAGAAACUGUCCUCUGCUGCUGACUGUCCCAAAGCUGAGGCCUUCGUGUCCCCGGAGACCCUGCCAUCCCUAGGGGCUGCCCGGGCACCGAAGAAAAGGAGCCGGAAAGGCAGGACCGGGGCCUUGGGACCCUCUAAAGGCCUGUUGGAGAAGCGGCCCUGUCCUGGCCAAACUCUGAUCCUUGCUACCCACGACAGGGCCAGCAGCACUCAGGGUGGAGGCGAGGACAGCCCCAGUGCAGGAGGCAAGAAGCCAAAGACAGAGGAGCUGGGCCUGGCCUCCCAGCCCCCUGAAGGCCGGCCCUGCCAGCCCCAGACAAGGGCACAGAAGCAGCCAGGCCAAGCCAGCUACAGCAGCUACUCAAAGCGGAAGCGCCUCAGCCGUGGCCGGGCUAAGACCACCCAUGCUUCGCCCUGUAAGGGACGUGCCACCCGGAGACGGCAGCAGCAGGUUCUGCCCCUGGAUCCUGCAGAGCCUGAAAUCCGACUCAAAUACAUUUCCUCUUGCAAGCGGCUGAGGGCAGACAGCCGCACCCCAGCCUUCUCGCCCUUUGUGCGGGUGGAGAAGCGAGAUGCGUUCACCACCAUAUGCACGGUCGUCAACUCCCCGGGGGACGAGCCCAAGCCUCACUGGAAGCCGGCCUCCUCUGCUGCCUCCUCCUCCUCCACCUCCUCCUCCUCCUCCUCCUCAGAACCAGCUGGGACCUCUCUAACCACAUUCCCUGGAGGCUCUGCGCCGCCGCAGCCGAGGCCCUCCCUGCCCCUCUCCUCCACCAUGCAUCUGGGGCCUGUGGUGUCCAAGGCCCUGAGUACCUCUUGCCUUGUCUGCUGCCUCUGCCAAAACCCGGCCAACUUCAAGGACCUCGGGGACCUCUGUGGCCCCUACUACCCUGAACACUGCCUCCCCAAAAAGAAACCAAAACUCAAGGAGAAGGUGCGGCUGGAAGGCACCUUCGAGGAGGCCUCUCUGCCUCUCGAGAGAACAGUCAAAGGCCUGGAAUGUGCAGUCGGCACCACAGCCACCGCCGCCACCGCCGUCACCACCGCCACCCCGACCCUGGGGAGGCUGUCCCGGCCUGAUGGCCCAGCCGACCCUGCCAAGCAGGGCUCCCUGCGCACCAGUGCCCGGGGCCUGUCCAGGCGGUUGCAGAGUUGCUAUUGCUGUGACGGUCAGGGGGACGGGGGUGAGGAGGUGGUCCCAGCUGACAAGAGCCGCAAACACGAGUGCAGCAAAGAGGCCCCUGCAGAACCUGGUGGGGACACCCAGGAACACUGGGUGCAUGAGGCUUGUGCCGUGUGGACCAGCGGGGUGUACCUGGUGGCCGGAAAGCUCUUUGGGCUGCAGGAGGCCGUGAAGGUAGCUGUGGACAUGCCAUGUUCCAGCUGUCAUGAAGCCGGGGCAACCAUCUCGUGCUCCUAUAAAGGAUGCAUCCACACCUACCACUACCCUUGUGCCAGUGACACAGGUUGCACAUUCGUUGAGGAGAACUUUACUUUGAAGUGCCCCAAACAUAAGAGGCAGCCGUUGUAAUUCCCACGUGGCCGAGUCUCCGAGGAAGAGGAGCUGCGCCCACAGCCGGUCCUUGAUCCCAUCCCGGGUCUUGGUUCCGGCUGCUUCGGGCGCUGGCGUGACGCCCGGGUUGCGAAGAAAACCUGUUCCAGGCCAGACUUGGCGAGGGCAGGCCACCGGGCGGCUAGACCCGGGGCACGCGGCUUCGGGCGGGGUACAAGUCCCCUGCAAGUUCUGAAACGACGUGGCAUGCAAGCUGUGCCCCCCCGGGAAGAGGCCGAGGGCGCUGCUGGCUCGGUGGACGACGUGGGGGCAGGACCCAAGCCUUUCUGGAGAGGCCCGGCUAAUGGGGGAAUACUGCCCUGGCCCCCGAGGCUUUGCCCAGGGUCGUGGCCGGCCUGGGCUCAGGCCAUGCGGUUCCUGAUGUGGGCUGGCCUGGGGCGGUGCCCUGGGGCCUGUUUGCCCCCUUUCCAGUCUUCCACCCCACUGUUGGAGCCGUCUGGAAGCUUUGGAAGCUUGAGGAAGCGGCCUGGCUACCCUCUAGGCAGCCGUCCGAUGCACCACCGUGGGUUCCAGGGACUGGCGCUCGCUCGGCUCGUGGGCGGGACAGUGCUAGACUCCGUGUACAAACCUGUGUACCCCUCUAUAUAUAUGUUAUAUAGAAUGUAUAUAUGUUGGGAACAUGCUCGCUUCUGUGUGUCGCUGCUGUGCGUCGUGUGCUCCACAGCACAGAGCCCUAAGCUGGCCUUGGCCGGGGAAGGGGCUACAGUGAUGCCCCUUCCUCAUGCAACCACCGUCACCGCCGCCACCACCACGGCCAGUCCCCACCUGUCCGUUUGUGUUCUCAGCUCUGUCCACGCUUCAAUAGGCCUGAUGCAGCCCCCCCUUUCCCUGCAACUUCCUGUACAUAUGACUGUAAAAUGGUAAACGUGUGUAUUAUAUCUGGCCUCGUUAUAUAGUGUAUAUAUAUGUAUACAUAUACAUAUAUAUAAUAUAUAUGAAGACUGUAAAUGUUAAGACAACUAGUGUUCUUAUUAGUAUAUUGCUUCACACUGAAGAUUGUGUGUAUCGAGCUGUUUCUAAAAGAUGUUUAUUUUCCUUAAGAGUUAAAAAAAGAAAAAAACAGUCAUUGCAUUCAGAAAAAAAAAAGUCAAUAAAGAUACCACGAUUGUUUUGGAA
Messenger RNA from Peromyscus maniculatus bairdii (prairie deer mouse), 7351 nucleotides. The record is from RefSeq and is a predicted model, not a curated record. Lineage: Eukaryota; Metazoa; Chordata; Mammalia; Rodentia; Cricetidae.